Echinops telfairi (small Madagascar hedgehog) is the source of this 2860-nucleotide messenger RNA. It is a transcript of the gene REPS2, whose product is annotated as RALBP1 associated Eps domain containing 2. The record is from RefSeq and is a predicted model, not a curated record. Gene Ontology annotation, biological process: endocytosis; endosomal transport. Gene Ontology annotation, cellular component: plasma membrane; cytoplasm. Gene Ontology annotation, molecular function: protein binding; calcium ion binding. NCBI's taxonomy places the organism in Eukaryota, Metazoa, Chordata, Mammalia, Afrosoricida, Tenrecidae.
AGUAGGUCGAAGGAAAUCAAACUACCUGCCUCGGUAGCCCCUGUCUGCACGCACCUAGGUUCUUGGAGGCCGCUGGAGUUCGCUGCACUGUGAAACCCUCCGUAUUGCAUCAUGUGGCUCGUCUCCUCUUCCUGUUAUGCAAUGGGCUUCUCGGCAUAAUUUUUCUUGUCUCUCUUUUCAGAUCACAGACCUGUGCGGCGCAAAGCGUGUUGGCUAUUUUGGGCCGACACAGUUUUACGUGGCCCUGAAAUUAAUUGCGGCGGCCCAGUCGGGCCUCCCGGUGCGGAUGGAGAGCGUGGCGUGUGAACUGCCCCUGCCUCGCUUCAUGAUGUCCAAGAACGAGGGAGAAGGACGAUUCGGGAACCCGGCUGAACUACAUGGAACUAAGACACAGAUUCCAUAUUUAACGUCAGAAAAAAGCACACUCAAAAGACCGGAUGAAGGGGACAAACAGCAGGAAGCACAGUCCCCGGCGAUGUCACCGCUGGCCUCCCCUCCGUCUUCCCCGCCUCAUUACCAGAGCAUGCCCUUGAGCCUUGGCUACAGCCAGCUGCGGAGCAGCACUGAACAGAUGCAGCCAGCUCCUUAUGAAGCCAGACCGUCUCUUGUCCAACCUGAAGGAACCUUGUCUGGGGGCCCUGGUGCAAAGCCCCCUCGUCUCCAGGCUACUCUUAUUCGGUCCUUUUCCGUGGAGCGAGAGCCACAGGAGAGCAAUUACCCAGACGAACCCUGGCGGAUAACAGAGGAGCAGCGGGAAUACUACGUCAAUCAGUUCCGAUCCCUGCAGCCUGACCCAAGUGCUUUCAUUUCAGGUUCUGUGGCUAAGAACUUCUUCACUAAAUCAAAGCUUUCCAUUCCAGAACUCUCCUAUAUAUGGGAACUCAGUGAUGCUGACUGUGACGGGGCCCUGACCCUGCCUGAGUUCUGUGCUGCGUUUCACCUCAUUGUGGCCCGGAAGAACGGCUACCCGCUGCCCGAGGGCCUGCCGCCCACUCUGCAGCCAGAGUACCUGCAGGCAGCGUUCCCUAAGUCCAAGUGGGAGUGUGCAUUGUUUGAUUCUUAUUCCGAGUCAAUGUCAGCAAGCCAACAGUCCCGGGACGUGCAUUGGAGUGAGAAGGCAUCUGCCAAAGACAUGGCUGACUUCCCGGUUCCUGCCCAAGAAGUGACUCUUGAUGAUAAACAAGCUUCAAACGCUACUACGGACGAAGCCUCACCAAAGGAUGUGUCUGAGGAUCCAGCGACUCCUAAGGAUUCCAACAGUCUCAAAGCAAGACCAAGAUCCAGAUCUUACUCUAGCACCUCCAUAGAAGAGGCCAUGAAAAGGGGCGAGGACCCUCCCACCCCACCACCGCGGCCACAGAAAACCCAUUCCAGAGCCUCCUCCUUGGAUCUGAAUAAAGUCUUCCAGCCCACUGUGCCAGCUGUUAAGUCAGGAUCGCUGCCUCAACCACCUGCACUCCCUCCGAGACCCUGUCCAUCACAGGUUUCCCAGCACAAUGUGAGCAGUGAGCCUGGUGCUCCGCCUAAGCCUUCGGCCCAGCUGGCCAACUAUGGGGAUUUCCGCCUACAGGAGCAGUCUGAACAACCGGCCGAGGCCGAGGCCGAGGCGCCCCCACUGUCGAGCAGAGGCCCCACCCAGGCUGCGGAGGGUAGUCCUGCCAAGAAGGAUAUACCACAUGCUCAGCCUCCAUCAAAGCCCAUCCGCCGGAAAUUCAGACCUGAGAAUCAAGCUCCAGAGAACCCCGAGCACCCUCCUGCUGCUGGGGGACCAGCUUCUGCCCCAAGUGUGAAAGCCCAUCCCACAGUGCAAAAACAAUCUUCCAAACAGAAGAAGGCGAUUCAGACUGCGAUCCGCAAAAAUAAAGAGGCCAAUGCCGUGCUGGCCAGGCUGAACAGCGAACUCCAGCAGCAACUCAAGGAGGUUCACCAGGAACGGAUUGCAUUGGAAAACCAACUGGAACAACUUCGCCCCGUCACCGUAUUGUGACUGACUCCUCAAGGUUCCCAUGACCCUCCUUGCCAAGACCGUCCCUGCAAAUGUUUCAACCCAACUCCUGCCCUAGAUGUCCGUGUUCAGAGCUGCGAGCAGCCGAAGUAGAAUCCAUGUCACCUUUUCUCUUGCACUUCACCUGUACAUUAGACUGCGAUGGGGAAGAAAAAGAGAGAAAGAGAGAGUGGGGAGACAGAGACACAGAAGAGAGCGAGCGAGCACUUCAACUGAUGGUUACAGUGAAAUGUCAAUUAGCAGUAGAAUUGUAUCCCCCAUUCUGAGUACGCCUUCGAGAUGUUAGCUUCUGCUCCUUACCAAAAAUCAACCUUCUAGCAAACUAAAAAAAAAAAAAAAAAAAAAAAAAACCCCUUAGCGUAUUCUUUAGCUAAAGAAGUUAUGGUUUGUACAAGCAUCUUAUAGCCAAGUACCUUCAGGAUGCUUGUUUUAUUUUGGUAUGUCUAUCACACACAGUAGGUUGGCUUCCUGAAUAAUUUGGAUUCCAACUGGAGAGUCCCUGGCAUGAGGAUACUAAAAAAACACACCCGGAAAAUAACACCGCAGCGUUGGAUUUAGACUGGCGCUCUGCCCUCCACCACUGUCUGCCAAAAAUUGCUUCUCGAGUGCCAUUUUGAUAUUAUAUCUACGUAUAAAUAAUACAUGGCUAUUGUUUUCUAUUGAAGGUCAAAGACUUAUUGGGUCUUUGCACCUCUGGAAAGCAGAGGUUUGGGCAAUGAUCUGUUUAACUUGGCCAAGAUGGGCUGUCAACCCAGAUAACUCAGUCCUUUCAUGUAAAUUUUUGGGCAUGAGCAAUCUGUUUUAACUGCCUCGCCCUAUAAAAUUAAAUAAAUAGUUGCCAGAUCUCGACUUUUA